This is a messenger RNA of Pestalotiopsis fici W106-1, 1785 nucleotides long. RefSeq lists its product as uncharacterized. Gene Ontology annotation, molecular function: oxidoreductase activity, acting on CH-OH group of donors; flavin adenine dinucleotide binding. The record is from RefSeq and is a predicted model, not a curated record. The transcript has 4 exons. Bases 1 to 1785 code for a protein of 594 amino acids. NCBI's taxonomy places the organism in Eukaryota, Fungi, Ascomycota, Sordariomycetes, Amphisphaeriales, Sporocadaceae.
AUGCCAAUUUACAACGAGCUCCCCGUCGAGAUCGAUGCCGUCGAUGUGAUUAUCGCGGGCGGUGGCACGACGGGAUGCGUCGUUGCCUCAAGACUCUCCGAGGCCGACUCGUCCUUAUCCAUCCUUGUGAUUGAGGCCGGACCGAACAAUUUUGAAGACCCCACCAUCGUAACUCCAAUUUUGUUUGUAUCCCACCUCGCUCCAGGAUCCAAAACAAUGUCUUUUCACGUAGGAAAAAAGUCGCAGUUCCUGGGCGAUAGAGAGCCAGUCGUUCCCACCGCGCGCGUUCUUGGGGGUGGUUCAUCCGUGAAUAUGCUCAUGUACAGUCGGGCUCAAGGCGUGGACUUUGACUCCUGGGGAAUGCCCGGAUGGUCCGCCGAGGAUCUGAUACCUUACAUGAAGCGUGUUGAAACAUAUCACGGAGAGGACCUUAAAGGAAACCACGGCGUAAACGGCCCUAUUCACAUAUCAUAUGGCACAUAUUCUUCCAAGAGAUCGCAAGAUGCCUUUUUGGAAGCAGCGAAGCGCCAAGGAUUGAAGGAGCUGGCAGAUAUUAGCGACUUGGAAUCAGUCAAUGGGGUCCAACGUGCAAAGCGCUACAUAUCUCCCGACGAAGGCAAGCGUCAGGACUCAGCUCACAGGUACCUCCAUCCCAAGCUGCAAGAUAAGAAUUACCCAAAUCUUCAUGUUCUUGUUGAUACCUCGGUCGUCCGUCUCACCUUUGACGGCAAGAGAGUCUCUGGAGUGACGUACCAGUCCAGCGGAGCCGUGACCCGAACAGUCAAAGCCAGAAAGAUGGCUGUCCUGUCUUGUGGUGCCUGUGGUACGCCAUCAAUUCUGGAGAGAUCCGGACUUGGUGAUAAGGCUGUCCUUGAACGCGCCAACGUUCAGCCUAUUGUCGACCUGCCAGGUGUUGGUGAUGGUUACGAGGAUCACCACACCAUGACAUAUAUCUACAGGUCCGACCUUGGUCCCAACGAGACACUCGAUGGUAUCAUUACGGGGACCUUUGACGUUCCUAGCAUGAUGAUGAGAAAUGAUCCGCUACUCGGAUGGAACUGCCUCGACAUCACCGGAAAGAUUCGGCCGACCGACCAAGAAGCCGCUGCUCUUGGAUCCAAGUUCCAAAGGCUAUGGGAAAGGGAUUUCAAAGAAAAUCCAAGUAGACCGUUGAGCUUGAUGGUCCUUGCCAAUGUCGGUGCUGAACCUGUCGGAGAACCCGGGCAAUAUUUCACCAUGUCUGUGUUCACGGCAUACCCCUACUCCCGGGGCCAAAUCCACAUUACCGGUCCAAACAUGGACGACCCGGUCAACUUCGACUUCGGCCUCCUCUCGGAUCCGGAGGGUGCCGAUCUCCUUGCCUGUCGAUGGGGCUAUAAAAAGCAACGCGAGAUCGCUCGCCGGAUGAAGACAUACCGUGGAGAAGUGGCGAGUAGCCACCCUGCCUUUGCGGCAGAAUCGGAAGCCAAGCCCACGAAAUGCGACAACGCCCAAAGCUUGGACAUCCCUGAGAUUACGUACUCGGAAGAAGACGAUGCCGCCAUUGAUCAGUUUGUACGCGAGCACGUCUCAACACCGUGGCACUCUAUCGGCACUUGCAAGAUGGCGCCCUUGGACAAGAAAGGCGUUGUUGACGACAAACUGGCCGUCUACGGCGUUCAAGGACUAAAGAUUGCCGAUCUAAGCAUCCCCCCAUUCAACGUAGCAGCCCACACAAAUGCUACGGCGUUGGUCAUUGGUGAGAAGGCGGCGGAAAUCUUCAUAGAGGAGCUUAAACUCAUGUAG